UAUCAGUCAGAAAUAUAUUUAUCUAUGGUUAAUAAGACAAAAUGGUUGUAGAUCUUUCGUAUUUUGAAAUAUUUUAAAUAGCUUUCGUCAUUUUAAUUAUUUUGAAUAAAGGACAAAAUGCCUGGAACAAGUUUAGUGGUACCUGUGGUGUUGUGGGGUAAACAUGCUCCAACACAUUGUAUAUCUUGUAUAUUUUUAUCCAAAGACCAAAAAACUUUGGCAACAGGUUGUUAUGAUGGCCAAAUUUGUUUAUGGCAAGUGGAUCCUGAUACAUUAGAAAUGAUUCCCAGAUGUUUGUUAGUUGGACACACUGCACCUGUUUUGUGUAUAUCCAAAGCUUCAAUAAUGGUGGAUAACAAUUAUAUUGUGUCCAGUUCUGAGGCUGGUGAGAUGUGUACUUGGGAUAUGACUGAUGGCAAAUGUCGGGAAGUUGUAAAAUUACCUCAAGUUCAUACAAAUAUGCAGUCUUAUCAUAUGUGCAACUGUGAAGAUGUGCGCCUGUUCUGCAGUGGAUAUUAUCCAGAAAUUCUUGUCAUGGAUCCUUUUAGCUUAGAAAUUUUAUUUACCCUCUCAUCAAAACAAAAUCCUGAUUGGAUUAGUGCAUUACAUGUGCUGAGACCUGUAAAACGCAAGGAUGAUGUUGUGUUAGCUAUAACAACCACUGGAAUGGUAAAGGUUUGGACAUUACUGGGCCAUGAAAAUAAACACUCAGAGCCAAUUUAUGAAAAUGAAAGCAAACAAAUAAGGACGUUAAAUGCAGUUUGCUUACAGUGUUGCGCCUACAAUCAAAGGACUGUGUUAGUUGUUUGUACCAAAUAUUGGCAAAUAUAUGAUGCCGGAGAUUUCAGCGUUUUGUGCUCGUAUUUGGCACCUAGAGGUGAAAGAUGGAUGUCAGGUGAUUUUUUAGCAGUUGAUAGGAUCAUUAUGUGGUCCGAUGCUGGAAAAGGUUAUUUGUAUAAAUUACCUGCCAACAGUACUCCAGAUCAUAAAGAUUUUCAUACCGUGAGUGUGGAAAAUGACAGUCCAUUUUUAUACUGUUUGCUUAGUCAAGCAGAUGGAAAGCCUUUAUCAUGCCCUCCUGCUAUGCGUCUUGUUACCACACAUAGAAAUGGUCAAGGUAAACGUUAUUUGUUAAGAGGAGAUUCGCAAGGCAGUGUCCUCCUAUGGGCUAUUCCUGACAUUUCUGCUGCGCAGUUAGCGGCAAUCAGAUCGCAAGCCCCACCACAGCCUGUUACCUCUUCUGCCACAUUGCUUACAAGUUUGACAAAAGCUUGGAGUUCAGUAAAGCCAGAUCUAGUUGGUAUAUUAGAUCAAAUAGAAAAACAAGAAGGCCAAUCAAUCAAGCUUACGGCGAGCAUUUACUUACCAUUGCAAAGUCGUUUAGUAGUUGGCAGGGAAGAUGGCACAAUUAUUAUAAUUCCUGCCACACAAACUGUGAUGUUACAAUUAUUACACGGUACCCAUCAACAAUAUCGUAAUUGGCCGUCACAUCAGGUUUUAACGGGACACCAUGGUCGAGUUAAUUGUUUGUUACAUCCUCAUCGAGAACAUCCACGUUAUGACCGUAACCAUUUGGUUUCUGGAGGUGUCGAUUUUGCCGUUUGCCUGUGGGAUCUCUGUGCCGGCACUCUUCUACACCGAUUUUGCGUCCAUGCUGGUGAAAUAACGCAGCUCUUGGUACCUCCUAAUGAUUGUAGUGCCCGAAUUCAGAAAUGUAUUUGUUCUGUGGCUUCUGACCAUUCUGUCACACUUUUAAGUCUUGCAGAAAGAAAGUGUGUUUGCCUGGCAUCGAGACAUUUAUUUCCGGUGACAACAAUAAAAUGGCGAUCUAAAGAUGACUUUAUAAUAAUUGGAUGCUCAGAUGGAACUGUUUAUGUUUGGCAGAUGGAAACUGGACAUUUAGAUAGGGUCUUACAAGGGAUUGCAGCCGAAGAAGUAUUAUAUGCAUGUGAAGAAGAACAUGAGGCUACUAAUUCCGAAGUAGGAUUAGCGAAUCCUGCAGUGCACUUUUUCAGAGGCCUUCGUCACCGGAACCUUUCUGCUAUCCGUCAUGCAACUCAGAGAGGACUCCAUCAAUUGCAACAACUGGGCACUCAUGCUAAUAAUGAUGAUCCUCAUAUGCAACGAAAUCACGGCCAAACUCCCCUUGUUGUGCAAGGUUUUCACACUAAUCCAAAAGAUCCUGAAAGCCACAUCUUGUUCUUUGACAUUGAAGCAUUAAUCAUUGAAUUAUUGAGCGAAGAAUAUGCCAUGAUGUCACCAGGUAGCUUGGAGGCCGCUGGUCUUACCUCACAUACUGAAUACAUGAAGAUGUUAGCAGUCACACAAAGUGCUAGUCCAGACGCUCAUAAAAAAAUUGCAGAAUUUUUUGGAAAAGUAAAAGACAAGGCCGAAAAUAUGGAGAGGAUCAUAAAAGAAAAAGACAAACAUGGUAUAUUGGCAAAAAUGAAGGAAGGCGCUGAGACAGUACACACUAAAAUUCAAGCCAAAGCCGAGAGUGUCUUAAAAGGAGGUGAUAACUGCAAAGACAGCAAUGAUAAUUCGAGGCAAGUGGUCAAGCCUGGAUCUCUGGGGGUGCUUGACACGUCGCAUGGUAUGGAAAUUGCACAGCUACUUCUAUCUCUGUUGCAUUCUUGGGGCCUAGAUGAUGAUCUUGAUCGCGUUUGUCAAGUAAAACUGGGCUUACUGAGACCAAUGGUGCCUAUAUCAUUUGGUGUACUGUCCAAAGCAAAUCAUAUGUCGCUGUUCCUUCCUACAUGGCACAAUACAAUUCCCAUUGAUGAUGAUUUCGGGUUAGACCACUUAGGAUUAGCAGACAGCUUACCUCCCGAGCUUUUAAGAAGAGAAAAGAUUUGUCGUGUAUUUACCAGUAUAACUCAUUGGGAACUAAGUACAACUUUAACGACUAACCAUCUACUAGCUGUGAUUGCCUUAAGUCACACCCUUAUGAGCAUGAGCAAUGCAACAUUCAUACCUGAACAAGAAAGAAAUCGAAAGCUGCAUAGGGCGUCAACAAGACUUAAUUGGAGUAAAACAGAUGAGGAACAGGAGGAAAUAUACACCCAGCAGCAAGCCCAAAUUAAGCAAGGCUGGUCUCUUUUAGCAACAUUGCACUGUGUUUUACUUACAGAUAAAGUGGUUGAACAUGGUGCUAAACAUUUCAAAAAACCUCAGGUUGAAAUGAUGGCAAAACGAUGGCAGCAUCAUUGUGUAGAAGUUAGGGAAGCUGCACAAACAUUGCUUUUGGCAGAAUUGUCUAGGAUGGGCCCAAAAGGGAGAAAAAUACUAGUAGAUUCUUGGGCGCAAUAUCUUCCUUUGUACACGCAAACUGAAACUAUUAACCAGCAAGCCGCUUCUCCACCUAUAGGACAGAAUAAUGUAAAUUCGAGUCCUACGCCAAAUACACCGGACUCAGUGGAUGAAGAAUUUGAAGAAGAAGAAGAGCAAGAAGUUCGAAAACCGUCGAGUCUCUCGGAAUUGAAAAAGAAACAAUCAACUGCUGUCAUUUUGCUGGGUGUAAUAGGAGCAGAAUUUGGCCAAGAUAUUACAAGUACUGAGAAUAAUAAGAAGAGAAUAAGUGAUGACAGAAGGAAGAGUUCAUUUGUUGAAGGAUUUGGUUCAGGAAAUAACAAUUUGGCACGAUUGACAGCUAUGGCGCUUUCCCAUUUGCUUUUAGCGCCUCCUACCCCACGUCUGCCUGCGCAUAUUCCACUGCGCCGAGCAGCAAUUGACCUCAUCGGGCGGGGUUUCACUGUGUGGGCACCUUUCCUUGAUAUUAGCAAAGUACUAUUAGGUUUAUUAGAAUUGUGCUCGGAGGCUGAUAAACUAGUUCCUAGUAUGACAUACGGACUUCCUUUAAAUGCACAAGCUGAUUCAUGCAGGACGGCUAGGCACGCCUUGACCUUAAUCGCCACUGCAAGGCCAGCAGCAUUUAUAACUACUAUGGCUAAAGAAGUGGCCCGCUACAAUGCGAUGCAACAGAAUGCACAAACUCUCAACAUUAAUAUGAAUAACAACGUAUUGCAUAAAGCCAAACCUGAAAUUUUAAGAGGUGUUGAACUACUUAUUGAAAAGAUGCAGACUGAAAUGAGUGACCUUCUAGUCGAGUUGAUGGACAUUAUCCUUCACUGUUUGGAUCCGAGUCAAAUCAAGAAUAAAGGAUUGCAGGAGGUAUUUCCUGCUGUAUGCAAGUUUAAUCAGGUGUCACACUGUUCGGCCACAAGAAGAAUAGCAGUUGGAUCGAAUAGCGGGUCACUGACGAUUUACGAAUUAAGACAAAGUAAAUGCACAACCAUUCCAGCGCAUUCUGGUGCAGUAACAGCAUGCGCCUUCAGUCCAGAUGGAAAAUUUUUGGUUAGUUACGCUUGUUCAGAAAACAAACUAAGUUUCUGGCAGACCAGCACAGGCAUGUUUGGUUUGGGGCAGGCGCAAACCAAAAACGUUAAAUCUUAUAGUACGGCACCAAUUGCGGAUGUUGCUCGCCUCAAUCCAAUGCGACUCGCCCGCCUUAUAUGGAUAAAUAAUCGUACUGUCACACUCAUGUUGGCGGAUGGCUCAGAGACCCGAUUUAAUGUUUAAAUGCUUUAGAAGUUAACGGUCGCAAUAAUUUUUUGAACAAUCUUGUGAGGCAUUUGUAAAAAUGCCAACAUAAGUAUGUUAAAGCUUGUUGAAAAAAAAACAGAAAUGUAACAUAUUUUUCAAAUUUUAAAUGUAAAAAAGAGAUGGGCGCACAAUGAAUGUUCAUUACCAAUAUUAUAGAUAUGUAUCCUAUACAGGAUGUCCCAGGAAUUGCAACGAGAUACAAUAUUAAAAAGAUUAAGGGUUUUUCCUAGAUUAUAAAUCGUGCUAUGAGUUACGCGAUUGUGAUUGCUUCCAGAUGAAGUGUUAUGACAUAAUCGGAUUAAAAAUAAUUUUAUGAAAAAACUAAACACAACGAUAUGAUGUAGAUGUAGGCGGUAAAUUUUAAUUCAUAACCACUGAAUUACUAAAGUACAUCAGAUUUAAUUUUAUUGAGAUUCUUUUAAUUUACGGCUUAGGUUAUAUGGAGUAUAUAAACCUAAAGUUUAGAGUAUAAUACUACAUUAUAAAAACUAGAUAUUAUAUACUUUUUUAAUUGGAUUAAAUUAAAAUCGUUUGGUUUGCAUGGGUAGCAUUGAUUUCUUGGUCAAUAAACAUUCGCGUCCGAAUAUUUAUUUGUCAGCAAAUUUGGUAUGUUUCCGUCAUUUUGCUAUGUAAUUCGUGCGAAAUAAAAAAUAAUUCAUCACAAUAGCACUUUGUGUGCUAUCGUAAUGUGCGUAAAUUGAUUAUUCAAUCGACAAAGCAAAAAAAAAAUUUAAAUAGAUAUAAAAAUGUCUUUAUCAUUUUUUACAUCGUCCGAACAUUUAGUUGUUAGGGCUGUAGUUGUUUAUUUUUGAAUAUUUUGUGUUUCUCUGAGUAUAAGAAAAAAUCGUAGAUAGCGUUACUUAACAGGAGCCUGGAUACUGACCAUGUGAUAAGGAUUCUCUUAAUAAUUGUUUUUCUUCUAAAUUUGGUUUAGCAAUCCUGUUGUUGUUUGUAUGUCGCUUCUUUUUUGUUGAUGUAAAUGUCAAUUGUUUGACCAAUUUUUUGUUUGCUGGUUCUAAAAAUUAAUUCUUUCUAUGUCUGUUCUUAUACUCACAUUCAGGCAAUAUGGAAUUUGUUUUUAAAGAAUUCAGCACUUUUAAGUUUUUUAACAUAACAUCAUAUUCAUCGGAAGUGUAAUGUUUCUUAUUAAGGUUUGUAGUUAAAUUUAAGGCAGCAUUUUUUACCAAUAUUUUCUUUUUUUCUGUAUCUGAGACAAUGGAAUUAUUGGAGACAUGUGAUGAACU
Messenger RNA from Cylas formicarius (sweet potato weevil), 5846 nucleotides. RefSeq names its product WD repeat-containing protein 7 (gene Rbcn-3B). Gene Ontology annotation, molecular function: protein binding. NCBI's taxonomy places the organism in Eukaryota, Metazoa, Arthropoda, Insecta, Coleoptera, Brentidae. The record is from RefSeq and is a predicted model, not a curated record. The coding region runs from base 118 to 4578 and encodes 1486 amino acids. The transcript is spliced from 28 exons. Gene Ontology annotation, cellular component: cytoplasm.